Molecule: messenger RNA, 9155 nt
Organism: Drosophila nasuta
Lineage: Eukaryota; Metazoa; Arthropoda; Insecta; Diptera; Drosophilidae
Gene: Prosap
Product: SH3 and multiple ankyrin repeat domains prosap
Exons: 12
Coding region: 1505-7303 (1932 amino acids)
Cellular component (GO): postsynaptic density; postsynaptic membrane; dendritic spine
Molecular function (GO): synaptic receptor adaptor activity; ionotropic glutamate receptor binding
Source: RefSeq, a predicted model, not a curated record
UAUUAGUCUGAAAACGACUUUGACUUGGAACGGUUGGUGUCAGCGCGUUGCGCUAUGUUAGCGGCCAAAUCGUGUGCGAGUGAAACGGCAAUAUCGAAGAAGUGUUAAAGAGUGGGUGUGCAAAGCGGGCAGCAAAUGUAAAACGAAAUAGCGGUGCAUACGCAUGUUAAAGCGCCGAGUGCAACUAAAUCAUGUAUCAAAUGCAAUAAUAUUUCAAUUAGCUACGCUGCAAAAUUGAAAUUAUCAAUAUUUGAUUGUUGUCAAGUGCUGCAGCCGAAGCAAAAGCUAACAAAUAUUAAGUGUAGUGCAAAAACAAAAACCGGUUCGCCUCUGCAGCAGCAGCAGCAGUAACAACAACAACAAGAGCAAACCAAAUCAAAAGCAAAGCAAAGCAAAGUAAAGGAAGGCAAAGGCAUCGAAAGAAUUUUUGUUGCUCUCUGUGUUCGGAGUGCGUGUGUGUAUGAGAGAGUUCGUAUCGAGUUUGUGUUUGUGUGCGAGUCUUGUGGUCCAGCAGCAGCAUCUUUCUCUGACUGCCCAAAAGAAAAGGCAGUAGGAAAAGGCAGUUUGCGUCGCUGCCGGCAACGCUGUUGGCCGUUUUGUGAUUUGUUUUUGGGCCCGGCUGAAGAAUUCGUUGUAGCCUUAGCGCAAACCUGUUCCCUGCUGCAACAUCAGCAUCAGCAGUCGACUUCAAAUGACGGCAGCAGCAAAAACAAAAACCAAAACAACACCAACACAACAAAACAGCAAAAAAAAGUGGCACAAGUGAAAAUUCCUGCGUUGUGUGUGUGUGAUUUUUUUUUGACAGUCUUCACCAAAAGUGAAAAUCAAUUUGCUGAGUGUGCGCGGGCUGACCAAAAAAAGAGAGCAAAUAAGCAAGAGAGAGUGUGUCCGAUAGAGAGAGAGAGAGAGAGCAAGAAAGAAUACGCAGCUUCGUCCUUUGCGGGACACGAAUAAUAACCCAACCAGGCGAGAGCGAGAGCGAGAAAGCGAACGAAAACUUAACGAAAAAUCUACCGACUGCCGAUAACAACAAUAAUACAGGACGAAUACAAAGCAAAAAGUAAACAAAUUGCCGCCCCACAAAAGCUGCCAGGAAAACAACAACAACAACAACUGCUAAUCAAAAGCAUUUUGUUUUGAUGAUGUGCAACACAGUUUGAGCAGCACUGCCUUGGAACUGGCCCAGAGGCAAGGGCAUGAUGCACAUUCCACUUGUAAAUCUCUCCAUUCAAGGAAAAGUUCACAAGGAAAUGUUAAAGCUACAGGCAACUGCCAGCUCAAUUAAAUAAAUGCGCAAUUGACAAAAGUUCUUUUGAAAAUACCACAAACUUUAUACAAAGCAAAAAAGAAGAGAAACAACAAAAUCGAUUAGCUUAAAAGCGAAAAUCCCUAUACACGAAAUUUAGGGAAUUUACUUUGUAGUUGUGACACUGUCACAACAAAAGCCGCCAAAAUUACGACGUAUCACCCACCCACGCCCAAAGUCAAACAGAACCCGGCCAACAUGGACAACACGUCCGGGCCGGGUGCGUUUGACGAUGAGCCGCCGCCAGAGCCCCGAGACGGGUGGCUACUGGUGCGCAUCCAUGUGCCGGAGCUGAAUGUUUACAAGUGUCUGCAGUUCCCAUCGGAGCGUCUGGUCUGGGAUGUCAAACAGCAAGUGCUCGCCUCACUGCCAAAGGAGCUAAAGGAGAGCUUCAACUAUGGCCUCUUUGCGCCCCCCUCAAAUGGCAAGGCUGGCAAAUUCCUGGACGAAGAGCGACGACUGGGCGACUAUCCAUUCAAUGGACCCGUUGGAUAUCUGGAGCUCAAGUAUAAGCGACGUGUCUACAAGAUGCUCACUCUGGAUGAGCGUCAGCUAAAAGCGUUGCACACACGCGCCAAUUUGCGUCGCUUCCUGGAAUGCAUCAAUGGUGGGCACGUGGAGAAGAUAGCCAAAAUGUGUGCUAAGGGCUUGGAUCCGAAUUUCCAUUGCUCGGAGAGCGGCGAGACGCCAUUGUCGGUGGCCACGGGCGCCAAGAAGCCCAACAAGCUGCUCAUUGCUCUGGUCAAUGGCGGUGCUCUGUUGGAUUAUCGCACCAAGGAUGGAACCACGGCGUUGCAUCGAGCCGUCGAACACGAUUCCCUCGAGGCGGUCAGCACACUGCUUGAGCUGGGCGCCUCGCCUAAUUAUCGAGACGGGCGUGGCAUAACGCCUCUCUAUAUAUCGAUAACACGCAAGUGCGAGGCAAAGAUCACAGAGAGUCUAUUGCACGAUCAUGCCACGCUGGGCAUACAGGACAGCCAAGGCUGGAACGAAGUGCAUCAGGCCUGUCGGCAUGGCCUGGUGCAGCACUUGGAGCACUUGUUGUUCUACGGUGCUGACAUGGAUGGACGCAAUGCGUCCGGUAACAGCCCUUUGCAUGUUUGCGCUGUUAACAACCAAGAGGCUUGUGCUAGAAUGCUUCUCUUUCGCGGCGCACAACGCGGUGCCCAGAACUUUGCCAACCAAACUCCCUAUCAGGUCGCUGUCAUCGCCGGUAACUUGGAACUCGCUGAAAUCAUUGAGAACUACAAAUCCGAGGAUAUCGUACCCUUCCGGGGACCUCCGCGCUACAAUCCGAAGCGCCGAUCAGGCAUCGGUUGGCUGAGCGCCAAUGGGGCAGCUGGGGCUGCGCUGCUUGCUGCCGCUGCCGGUGGUCUUGGCGGUGCAGUUGCGGGGCCAGGGCACGGAUCAAGUGCAAAUGGUAUGAACGGUGGCAGCCUGAUGGGCACACUAUCACGCCAGCAGUUGCAGCAACUGAAUCCCCCGCAUUCGCAUCCGCACCAUCAGCAUGCCCAGCAUCUGCACCACCAGCACCAGCAGCCGCAUCUGCAGCUGCAUGGCCCGCCCUCGCCAUGUCCCUCGGAGCACAUGAUGGGCGCCUACAGCUCAGCCAGUUCGAGUCUUUCCGAAGGCUCCUCCGGACAUCGUUCGCACGAGGAUGACAUCAGCAUUGUGACAGAUAAAUCGCUGGGCGACACCAGCGACAUCAUUAGCGACUCCUCCGGCGUGGGCACGAACUCCGAUUCGGCCGCCUGUUCUAUUGGCCAUCCCAGCACCACGGUGGUCUGCAUGGAGCCGUAUGCUGGCAACACAGUUGGCCACAUACGCUUGCAACCGGGCGACGUUAUCGAGGUGGUGGGCAGCACCGACUGCGGACUGCUCGAGGGCUAUGUGAGGGGCACCAAUCAAUCCGGUUUCUUUCCGGCCGACUGUGUGCAGGAGGUGAAUCUGCGCCAGAAGCACAUCACCAACGUGAUGACCGCCAGCACGGGAAUGGCGCCACAGCAGGCACCGCUGCAGCCACAGCAGCAGCAAUCCUCCUACCAAGGGUCGCCGCAGCUGAGUCUCGGCGGCCACUCGGGCAGCUCCAGCACACUGUUGCAGCAGCCCCAUCAGUCGCCCUCGCUCUCGAUGACCAGCAACGGUUCCUGCCAGCAGCAACAGCAGCAACCGCAGCAGCAGCAACCAGAGGGCAAUGGCAUUGGAGUCGGCAACAACUCCAUUGGACAGUACAGCAGCGCCACAGCGCCGCGCAUAAAGAAGGGCGCAUACAAUGCGCCACGCUCGGUGGUGUUGCAUCGCGCAAAGCGCGGAUUUGGUUUUAUAUUGCGUGGCGCCAAGGCCAGCUCGCAGCUGAUGCAGCUGCGUCCAUCGGAACGCUUUCCGGCACUGCAAUACUUGGACGAUGUGGAUCCCGGUGGCGUCGCCGACAUGGCCGGACUGCGUCCGGGUGACUUUCUGCUCACCAUCAACGGCGAGGACGUGAGUGCCGCUUCCCAUGAGCAGGUGGUGGAGAUGAUACGCUCCGCUGGCGCGCUGGUCAACAUGACGGUGGUCUCGCCUCAGUUCCCGCUGCAGAUGCAGGCCACCGCCCAGUAUCUGCCCAGUGGCGCUCGUGCCGGUAGCCAGCAUCUGUCCAGUGGUCCCAGCACGCCGCAGAGUGCACAUCGCCAGUGCGCCACGUUGCCGCGCAAGAUGUCCAUGGGACCGGGCAGCCAUGCGGCUGGCGGCAGCAAUGCCCCGGGCGCUGGAGGAAGUGUGCGCAUGGCGCCGAUGCCGCCGCGACGUGAUCCCAAGACCACGCUGAGUGUGGGACGUGCCAGGGCCAAGUCAAUGGUCGCUGGCCUCGAGAAUGGGGGCGAGAAGGAGCAGGACGAAGUGCCACACACCAAAUCGAAUUCGGUUGAGUCCAUUGCCACACCCACGCCCACGCAUCCGGGCACGCCCGUGCAGCUGCGCACGGCCAGCAUCAAGGCGAGGCCGACAUCGAGUCGCAUCACGGCCGCCGAGCUGGAGGAACUAUUCCAGCGUCAGCAGGGCGAAGGCAGCGCCAACUCGAAUGCCAGUCGCUAUGCCACCAUGAUGACCAGCUCGCGCUUCCAGUCGGGCACCGACAGCGGCGCAGCCACGCCCCCCGCGGCCAAUGGUUCGCCCAUGCGAACUGGACCGACCGUCUAUGGCAGCGUGGCUGAGAUGAAGCGCAAGACGGCGCGCACCAAACACGGCAGCGGCACGCUGCGUGGCAAGCCAGUGGCCACGCCCACCGUGGGCGGCGUAGCGGGCAGUGGCAGCGGACGCGACCUCAAGCGUUUCCAUUCGACGCCCGACUUGCAUGGUCCACAGCUGCACGGUUCAGCGUCAUCCAUCUGGCAGGCAGCAGGCAAGGGGCAUCACUCGCAGGACGAUGUGGCCACGUUGCAUGCCUCGCUGCAGCGCCUGAAUACCACAGGCGACAAGGACAAGGCUAAUGCUGGAGCAGCUGUGUUGCCGCCACCAAAUCAUCCACCGCCGCCGCCGCCAGUUGGCCAGGUGGUCAAGGUGGAGACACGCAGCAGUGUCUCGGAGUACGAGAGCACAAUUUCCUUGCAGCAGAAGUUGAAGAAGCGGGCAGAGAACGAUGCCGUAACCUCGGCUGCCAUUGACGGGGUGCAGAGCAGCUUCAAUCCAUCGGCUAAUGCCAAGAUCUAUGCGUCGCCGCAGGAACUGCGCAACGUGAUGGCCUGGAAGCUAAGGCAGGCGCAGGAGAAGCCACCGCAGGAGAACUCAGCUAGCUCGCAGCAGCAACAACAACAAUUGCAGCAGCAACAACAAAUGCAAAUGCAGCAACAGCAACAGCAAGCGCAGCAACAACAUGUUAGUCAAUAUGCAGCGCCCACACAGCUGCGACCUCAAGUUAGUGUCGCCCCUCUGGCGUCACACUAUGCAGCGCCACAGGUGCAGCAGCAGCAGCAACAGCAGCAACCACCACCAGCACCAGCUGCAGCAGCAGUUGCGCCAAGCACGCAAUCGCCACCAGCUCCGCCACCGCCGGCGCCGCAACCGCCGCCAGCACCAGCACAACAACAACAACAACAGCAACAGGCCAAUGGCAACCCAACAGCAAAUGCAGGUCCAGCGCCACCAAUUCCCGAGCCAGAUUAUAGCUGCAGUGAAUCGGAUGGCGAGGAUGAGAACUCAAUUCUGGUGGCUCGCAACACAAAGCUCAACGAAAAGAUAGCGCUCUUCGAUGUGCCCGAGACAAGUGGCAACAGUCAGGCGAGUGGCAGCAGCUCUGCCUCUGGAUCGGGAUCAGGCGCCUCGAUAUCCCAUUCACUGUCAGUGGAGGAAAUUCAACGCAUACGAAGCAAUCUCAAGACCUCCAAGUCCUCACCGAAUGGUUUUCUCAAAAAGGAAGACGAGCAGCAACAGCAGUCGCAGCAACUGCUGCAGCCACAGCAGGCAGCACAUGGCGAGGACGAGUGCGACAAUAGCAGCUCUGGCGUAAGCAGCGAUCAGGAGUUGGUGACAACAGUUGGUGGCAACAUGACCAAACCUACGGAUACCAUCAAGAAGAAGCCAAGCGUGACCAUUGUUGAGGAGCCCAAGACCAUUCCCGAUACGCCAGUGAAGCCAAUGUCGAAGACAACCAUCAGCAUUGGCCCCGCCACUGGCAACAUGAAAAUCAGCAGCAGCAACAGCCCCAAUAGCAAUAGCAAUGUCAGCACAAAUGUGGCGCAUGUUGCAGCUGCCUAUGAGGCAGCCACAAAGGCAACCAGCGGCAAUCUCAACAACAAUGCCAGCAGCAAUCACAACAACAACAGUAACAGCAACAGCAACGUUAACACAACAACCACGCUGACAGUUAAGCAAUUGGUGCAGCAACAACAUGCUCCAGUCAUACAACAGCAACAGCAGCAGCUGAGCAGCAAGCCGUCAGCGACAAUUGUUGCAAACAACAAGCUGCCAGCAACAGCAGUAGCAGUAGCUGUAGCAAAUGCGAGUAUUCAGGAGAAUGUCAAGCCUAAUCAGGCAGUUCUUACUCCACAAGUGCUGGGACGUAUACCGAACGUGCAUCAUCAUCAGCAACAACAGCAGCAGCAACUUCUGCAGCAGCAGCAACAGCAGCUGCAUCAUCAAUCGAAUCCUAACAUCAAGCUGAUUGCCACCCAACAGCAGAUACUGCAACAGCAGCAGCAACAACUGGCACACCAGCAACACUUGCAGCAAAUCCUAAAAGCCAAAGCAGCCGCCGCCGGUGGCGCCAGCACUGCCGCCUUGGUAGCUAAGCAGCAGCAGCAGCUGCACAAGGGACACGACUCCGAAAUGGAGCAGCGUUCGGAUCUGGAGGACGACGAUGGAGAGCUGAGUCCCUCACCGCCCGCCAAGGCGUUCCAGCGCCACAAUUCGCUGACGCGCAAACAGGCGGCUGCCAUUGCCAUGCAACGCGGUGCCACACGCAGCUCGGCUGUGUCCUUGGUGCAAUUGCCGCCGCCAUUGGAGGCGGACAGCGAUGGUGAGCCGCCACAGCAUCCACAGCAGCAGCAGCAGCAGUUGGCCACGCAUAUUGUGGGCAUGCUGCCCAGCGGCCAGUUGGUGGCAGUGCCAUCUGCUGCUGUUGCUGCCGCUGCUGCUGUGCCUCAGCCGGGCAACAACAAUUUGCAGCUGUGCACCGAAAACUUGGUGCUGGCACCGCCGCCGCAAUUCUGUGAUUGCAACGAUGCCAAGCAUGCGCCUCAGUAUCAUCCACAACAGCAACAGCAGCAGCAGCAACAACUGUUGCAGCAGCAGCAAGUGCAGCAACAACAGCAGCAGCAGCAGCAACAUAUGCUACUGCAGCAGCAGCAGCGUCACCAGCAGCAACUGCAAUUGCUGCAACAGCAACAACAGCAGCAACAGCAGCAACAACAACAGCAGCAUCAGCGGCUGUCUGGUGGCGCUGGCGCUGGCGCAGUAGGCACCUUGGGCCGUGUGCGCAUUGUAGGCGCCAUGCCCAAGGCCAAUCAUCACAGGUUGCACUAAAGUGUGGCAGCAACAUAAGCUGGCUGCAGCAACAGCGAUCGAAGUAUCGAUAAAUAAUCAUUUGCCAAAUCGUUAAAACGUUAAUUAGUGUUACGUCAAAACCAGUCAUUGCCAUUCACAACGAAUAGCUGCACUCGAAAUGCAUCCACACACAUACACACACACACAUACACUCUGUCACCCCCACUGCAGUGCACUGUGCGCACCGUUGGCAACAUGUUGCCAGCAACAUGUUCAACUUUCGAUUUAUUGUUAAUUGCAAGUCAAGUGCGAAAGCGAAUGCGAAUGCUAUCGAUGUAUAUUAAUAAGUAACGAGAAAAAAACCAAAAGCGAAAAUUAAAACAAAUAUUUCAUAUGCAUUUUAAUGAGAAAUUAGAAAAGCUACGACAAAUGAAUUAGACAAUUUCUGGCACUAUUUUCGAUUUGAUUCAUUUCAAUCAAAACAAAGAAAUAUUAUUAUAAUUUUUAUUGUAUUUAUUGCGUGUGAUAUAAAUUUAUGUACGACAACAGAAAGGAAAAGGAAGGAAAAUAUUUUAAUCGCCAAUCUAAACAUGAUUGCAAUAUAUAAGAUAUCUUCUAUCUACAUUAAAAUAUACGUAUGUAGAUAUUUAGUAUAGUCAUUAAUAGAUUGAAAGCAAACUGAGCUAUUUUCUCUUCAAUUUUCUUAGUUUGUUUUCGAGCAUCAAAAGCGAAAAUUGUAUUUGUGUUUGUUGUGCAAAUAAUCAAAGGAAAAUUCGUAAAUGUCUGUACAAUAAAUGUACAAUUAUUUUCGCAACAAAAACAACAAAAACAAAAUAAAAAGUUAAUAUGUUUUAAGUGUGGAGUGUUGCAAGGGGAGGGCUAGUGCUUUUCUUCAGUAUCCAUCCAUUAAUCAUUCAAUCAAAUGACAUACUAGUAUAAUGCACAAAUCAAAUAAACCUACAAACAUAUAAAACUCACCAUUUAAAAUUAAUCUAAAUUGUAGUGUAUGUUUUAUAUAGCUGCAAUGAAGUGCAACACAACAACAACAAAAAAAAACAUAAUAAUAAUAAUAUUGAUAAUAAUGAAAAUAUUUGAAUAUUUGCGCAUUUAGUCGAAUUUUGAAGUCGAGUCAAGUAACUAUUUCUAAUCGGGAGUAAAUUGAAGCAAAAUAAUCGCGUUUUUAAAUAUAAUAUUUAAUAUUGAAAACUUGCAAAUUGACCCAAUUAAAGUCAUGAGAUGUUUGCUAGUAAAAUUUACAGUUUUAGAAAUUUACUUUAAACACUGUUUUUUUGUAUACUUAUUUUUUAGAGAGAAACUUUAACUUGCUAAAGUAUUACAAACAAAUAACUGAAAGAGGUUCUCACCAAAAUAUAUUUGCACUUACUUGCCGCAAAUAUUACAAUAUUGAAACCAUCUUUUAUAAUCGGAUGAAAAGUAAAAGAAGAAGAUGAAGAGAGAAAUGAUGUUUGAAAUGGGUAUUUCACUAGUAACAAUUAUUAUAACUAAGGCUGAUUUUAUUGCAUGCAAGCCAUGCAGCAGUGCAUCAUGAAAACAUUAAACAAUGCAAUUCAUUGAUUGACUAGAAAUUGCAAUUGAUCAUUGAAUUGAUUCAUAUGGUAACUCAACUAGAGCAAAACAGGCAAGAGCUAAAGCGUGGCGCAUUUACAACUGUUUAUUAAAACAUUAAAAAAACGAGUCGCAAAUAAUGAGUAAAAAUGAAUUCAUUAAUUAAUAAUAACCGAAAUACUUAUGUAUAACAUUUAAAAUUGGCAGGCCGCACCUUAGCACUAGCAUCUAAGUGUUGAAAAGUUAUUAAACAUAGCCCGACACAUACGCAUAUACACACAAAUGCACACACACACACACACACACACACACACCCACGAACACA